Nematostella vectensis (starlet sea anemone) is the source of this 1682-nucleotide messenger RNA. RefSeq lists its product as uncharacterized. The transcript has 2 exons. The coding region runs from base 392 to 946 and encodes 184 amino acids. The record is from RefSeq and is a predicted model, not a curated record. NCBI's taxonomy places the organism in Eukaryota, Metazoa, Cnidaria, Anthozoa, Actiniaria, Edwardsiidae.
UAAAAUAUUCGAGACGGCAAAUCGCUCGCGGAAAAAAAAAAAAUCAUUCGACGCAGCAUCACCAGUGGCAAUACAUUCCACUAACCCUUCCAAGACUCUCACUUGACGUACUGUUGACUGGAUAUUUUCGUUAUUAGCUCUAAAGCUUAGGAAGCGUGUUUAUUUGAACUUUUUGACUGGCUGUCACUUUCCUGGUUGCGUGACUCGGGCUUCGGACACUUGUACGAAAUAGAAGACACUGAAAUUUUUUUCUUCGUGGAUCUAUUAUUACCCCGAUGUGCCACAGAACUUGUCAUCUCUACACACUAUAGCACGCUCAGUCAAACUACUGCCUUGGAAGACUGUCACAAUCGAAAAAUCGUCGAGGAAACUUUACGAAGGAAAGAAAAUCAUGAUUCGUAUUCUCGCUUUGCUGUUCUGCUGCAUGAUUUUAAACACUGUUGAAGGGUCACCUUCAAAAUGCAAAGAUGGACAAUUUUUAGACGUUCAGAAUCAGUUGUAUAUUGCCUGUGAUGAGUGCGAAGACGACUGGAUGGGAUGUUCAAAUUGCUGUAAACCAGCUACUGAUGCCCCAAAUACCAUAGCUGACAUCCCCAUCGCUUCUGCUGAGGAUGCGGAGUCCCAAGAUCGACGGGUUCUCAAGACCUUCCUUUAUGGCUUUGUGUUAUUUGUCAUUGCUAGCGUCCUCUUUGUGCUGUUAGCUGUGGUGAUAAAAGUCACACGUGAACGUCGUGCACAGUGUGAUGUCGAAGCACGUGACAGAAAUGCUUCAAAUGCUACAGAUAUUUGCGAGGUGUAUUACCCACCAGCAACGAACGCUGAUGACCUAGCCAGUGGGAGCCAAGAAAAGAGUAAGACAGGCAUUCUGUCAGGAGCUGUGAAUUUGGCAUGCGAUGGAGAAGAUGGACUACCUGUAAGCGAUAAAUCCCAAACAUCAAAGUUAUAACAGAGCAUAAAGCAGUAUUUGACAUCUGAAGAUAUAUUGUUGGCAAGUGCCAUCACAUCAUAAACAUAAAGACAUUAGACAUUAGUUACAUUGUCAAUGCACAAGCCUUUCAUCAGAGGAUAUUAUCUCAGCACCAUCAUAGUGUUGAAUACAUGUUUGUAAUAGAGCUUAUUGCAAAUUUGUUGAAGCUACUGCCUACAUAAUGCUUACAGUUUCUCAUAUAUGAGAGCGACGCGCAUUUUGCUGAUAUAAGAACAUUUGAUUUUAGGAUUAUGUUCUCUUGUUCUUGCCCAUUGUCAGGCAGUUGUCCAGACAUUUCUUUCAUUUCCAGUGGAAAAAAGGACAGCUUUAUUUAGUUAGGGAAGAUUCUAGAGGCCGUCCUUUAUUUGGAUGCCAUUUUAUUGAUAGACUGUUUUAUCAGAGAGGGGUACAUAGGUACCCACCCAGUGUAUUCUAGACCCAUAGGAGUCAGAUGUGAUAUCUGAUUUUCAACUAAGGAUCUAGAAUUAUAGACACUGACCAAAUUGGUCGAGACCGAAAUAGCUGAGUUGUUAUCAGUUUAGAGAAGUUUACCAUGUGAUCAGAAUAGAUUAUUAUCAUUGUUAGCCUUCUAGCCGGCUCUUUAGUGAGGUGAUUCAGAAAUUAUGGUUUUAAGAGCCGGCUUGAAGGCUAUAUUAUUAUUAGUAUUAGUUAUUUCAUAGGUUCACAGAUAUUAUUAGUAAAGCGAAUACAUUUA